Molecule: messenger RNA, 501 nt
Organism: Cryptosporidium ubiquitum
Lineage: Eukaryota; Apicomplexa; Conoidasida; Eucoccidiorida; Cryptosporidiidae
Exons: 1
Coding region: 1-501 (166 amino acids)
Source: RefSeq, a predicted model, not a curated record
AUGUCAAAGUUAACAACUUCAACAGUAACACAGGGAGCACAGACUUUUAAUCAAGGCACUAGUACCCAAACUCAGGGCUCACCAACACCCACACAGAGAAACAUCUCAAAGAAAACAAUGUACCCUAAGCCACAGUUACAACAGAGUUCAAUCUCAGGGUAUGAACAGGCUGGUUCAGGAGUUUCCAGUCCAUACAAUGGAUCGGUUGGAUCGAUUCCCGUAUUGUUGCAACCACCAUCAACUUCAGUCUCGCCUAGCAAUUAUUAUGCAGUACCCCCAACUCAGUAUGUUCUGGAUACUUCACUUUAUUCAUCUGCAAAUCCUUAUGUUGCAGUUCCUGCAACAAUGCUUUCUCCAACGGUUGUGACUACAAGCCCUCAGAUGAAUGCUACCUACACAAGCUAUGGUCUUGUCCCAAGCACAAAUUUAGGAUACACAGUAAUAGGAGCCUCCCCUACGAACACUUCAAGACCGUCAAAGUAUUCCCCAGGAUGUUGUUAA